Molecule: messenger RNA, 1689 nt
Organism: Opisthorchis viverrini
Lineage: Eukaryota; Metazoa; Platyhelminthes; Trematoda; Opisthorchiida; Opisthorchiidae
Exons: 12
Source: RefSeq, a predicted model, not a curated record
AUGUUAUCUGUGGAACCCUAUUUCACAUCAGCCGGUGUCGGGAGUCGACCCAUUGAUAUUGUCGAUGAAGUUAUUUGGACAACCGUAGAUGAGGCAUGGAAUAACAUCCAAAAGAAUUCAAAAGUUUUUCAACCACAUGCAGCUUCUGAAACUGAUCUAUCUGAUUCUGUGAAAACCCUGCCAUUCCCAGGAAAAGCCCACUAUUUGUUGAUCACUUCUUCAAGAAAACUGAUCUUUCUGCAGAGUGUGGAGGCGAGUGACGGCUCCCGUGACUUCCAUGUACUCGGUGGAAAGCUUUUGGCAGGACGUUCCGUGUGUUCCAUAGUUUUCCAGGAUGCACAGACGCAGGAAACUUGGGUUGAAGUUUAUCGAUUACCUAUUGAUGGUUGGGUAAAAGAAAUUGAAACAAAAAUGGAACAAGAAAAGGAUGAGGAGGACCUAGGGCACAACAUGCCAGGAGCUGAUGAAGCAAAACAAUCUCAUUUAAGUCAAGCAACCUUGGUUUGCAAAAUCGGACCACCAUCCCGGCUAACAGGUAGUACAAUAAAAUCCCUGCCAGCUACCUUAACCCAGAUGGCGGAAAAGCCUAUGAGACGAACGCUUAUUCCAACCAAUACCUUUGCAGCCGGAUCUCAUCUAUUUUCCGAGCCGAUGCUAGAAAGUCGCCGCAGAGAGUUCGUUCAGACGCGGGGUUAUCCUGACUGUUUGUUACACCAGACGAAACAGCAUAUUGCUCAGAUGGAAUCUGACCAACCAGAAAUUGCUACAAAGUAUCAACCAGUUGAAGACAAGAAUGAACAGGCACACGAGUCCCAGCAUAACUCCCACGGAUCGGUGGCUACAGUGGUCAGCCAUUCCAAGUGGAGAGAGGGGAACAGUGAAUUUUCAGAAACCAACGCAAAGAAAGACUACAUUAAGGAACUAUUGGACGAUGCUUGUUCCAGGAAGAUGUUGGGCUAUCCGCGAUAUGAAUUCCUGAUGGAAGUGAAUAGGACCGAAGAUCACAAGAAACAAGGCACAAAAUCAGUAUCAAAUACACCUGGCAUUCGUGGCCUCUGUGCCUAUUGGUCAAACAGCACUUGUUUGUCAUUCUACGCAUUCAACAAACUGGGAAAAAGUGCAGAGGCCACCGUGGAAGAGUGCAGAAUCUUUAGCGCACCCAUUGCCAGUCUUCAAGUAUCCACCCCACAAUCCCCUCGCUGUUGCUCAGAAGACCUUUUGGAGAAGACAAAGGCUCAUACUCCAAACUACUACUUAAUGAUUGGUUUGAUCAACGGCAACAUAAUUGUGCGUGAUUUGCAAACAGGUUCCUAUAUUCUGACGACCAACGCUUGGAGUGGACCAAUAACCCAGUUGGGUAGCUACUGCAAUGUGAUGUACGCCCUGGUUCUCAGACAGUCUCGAGACAUGGGACGUUUAGCUGAUGUGAUAACGGUAUGCCGGAAGUCAUGGAACAGCGUUUCCACUGCUCCGUUAGCACCAGAGGAAGAAUUCCAAGCAGUCAGUCUCUUGGAGCUUCACGGGUCACUAAAGGAGUUGCCUAGUGUUUCGAUUAUGCCGAUAUUUGAGAUAUCGUAUUACAUUUUAUUGACGACCAGUACUACUCAUAAGGUGCCGGAAACCUUUGGACAGCUCAUGAUCGGUUUCAUCCCUACCGUGGCUCUUCAGAUAGACCAAUCAUUGGCAGUA